Styela clava is the source of this 2763-nucleotide messenger RNA. Its product is annotated as large ribosomal subunit protein mL48-like. Gene Ontology annotation, cellular component: mitochondrial ribosome. The record is from RefSeq and is a predicted model, not a curated record. NCBI's taxonomy places the organism in Eukaryota, Metazoa, Chordata, Ascidiacea, Stolidobranchia, Styelidae.
AAAAUUUGAACAUUGUCUAAACUGGCUAUGUCUGAAGAAAAAAAAAUCGAAGUUAAAAAUGAAACGACAAAUCCAGAGGAAUUUGCUUAUGAUGCAUCAAGUCUACCAAGCUUGCUUCCAAUUUAUUAUAAACUCUUGUUUCCCUAUGGGCCGUUCUAUUCUUGGUUGAGUUACGGAGGUCUCAAUAAAACUACAUUUUCAAACCGGGAAUUUUCGUUCACUUUACAGAAUGAUAUUUAUGUUCGAUACCAAUCUUUUACAAGUCAGCAAGAAAUGGAAAAGGAAAUCCAGAAAAUGAAGCCCCACAAAAUUGACAUUGGAGCCAUAUUUUCCCAUCCACCAAAAGAUCAUAAUAAAUAUCAUAGCGGCAUUUUUAAACCUCUAGAAAAAGAACUUGUGUUUGACAUUGAUAUGACUGAUUACGAUGACGUUAGAAAAUGUUGUCAAGGAGCUGAUAUUUGUACAAAAUGUUGGCCUCUUAUGACAAUGGCUAUUAAAUUGAUUGAUAGAGCCCUGAGAGAGGAUUUUGGAUUCAUGCAUCGACUGUGGAUAUAUUCUGGUAGACGUGGAGUCCAUUGCUGGGUAUGUGACGAUAAAGUACGUAAAUUGCCGAAUAAAGCAAGAUCUGCGAUCGUGGACUACUUGAGUGUGAUCCAAGGUGGUAAUUUGGAGAAAAGAGUUAAUCUUAAAGAUCCAGUCCACCCGUUUUUAAGACAUUGUAUAACCACAAUAUCGAAGCAGCAUUGGGAGGAAUACCGACAGGCACAAGAAAUUCUUGAAACCCCUUCAGACGUUGAAAAAGUACUAAAAAUGGUUCCUGAUGCUGAAAUGAAGGAAAAAUUGAAAACGGAAUUUAAUAACGAUAAUCGUACAACUGAAACUAGAUGGGAAAGAAUAAGAAAAGCCACUGCUGAAAGAUAUCAAGAAGACAUGAAAAAAUAUCGUAAGCUUCGUUACACGCCACAAGAAAUUAUGCUAGAAUUUUGUUAUCCUCGUCUCGAUGCCAACGUCAGCACAAGUAUUAAUCACUUGUUAAAGAGUCCUUUUUCUGUUCAUCCUAAAACCGGACGUGUUUGUGUACCAAUUGAUAUAGAUAGCGUUGAUGAUUUCGACCCUUUUGCUGUCCCGACUAUCAGCCAACUUUGCCACGAGUUAGACUCACAAAAAGCAGAAAAAACAGAAGACAAUUCUGACGGUUCCACUAGAAAGAUCCACCUUUAUAAAACAACAAGUAUCAAAAAACACGUCAAGAUUUUUGAAGAUUUCGUUAACAAAUUAUUAGCAGAUAGCCGUAAGGAAAAACUUAAUCAGAAAGAUGCAACAAUGGAUUUUUGAUUGUUUUUAUAUUGAAACUGAUUAUUCUCAAUCAUAAUUUUUGUUAGCUAGCAAAUUGUUAGCGGACAGUCGUAAGGAAAUACCUAAUCAGAAAGAUUUAUAUGAACUUUAGAUUGUUGUUCGCGUUGACACUGUUUAUUCUCAAUCAUAACUUUUGGUAUCUGGAUUUAACAUGUUGGUAAAUUGUAAACAAUAGGCUGCUGUAGGUAUUGUUAAUAUUGGUUUCAUUUAGGAAAGAACACUAGGGGUCUAAUCAACUUGAUAGACCUUAUUUUAACACCCGAACCUCAGAAACACUGCCUAUUGGUCAUUAGGAAGAUAUAGUACUGACCAUUCAAUAACUCUGUGUGGCCUAAAGCAUAAAAAUUGACCCAGACAAAAUAAGCCCCAACCCCUACAAAGCUUCUUGGUAGAAUUUUCCCCGGAGACCACCAAAAAAUAGAAGAUCCCAAUUACUUAGUUGUUUAUUAUUAUUUAAAAUAUGUCAAUUUAGCUAUAAAAUACAUAUUUUGUAACUCCUUCCACACAAUAUAGUAAAAAUUAUCUAUAUCCCUCAUUGGGUGGUUGUCGUGUUUCUAAUUGCAUAACAUUACUGUAAAUAAUUUUUCACUUUUUUCCUUAGAUUUUAAAUAUGACUUCUAGAAUUUCUUAUACAAUUUUACGUGGAAUUUGUAGCAGAGGUCUAUGUACAAGUGCUGCACGUCUUGGUUUUCUUCCACAUGAUCUUUUAAGAAGUGAUAUGCUCAGUUUGAGCGGCCUUGUCAAGCAAAAAAAGAUUUUGAGAAAGAAAAAACAGGAACAACUUGCUGCUGAUGAGAGCAAUGCUGCUUAUUCUUACGGUCCCCUCAAUGUUUCAGUUGAAGGUUAUGAUAUGGUUGUUAUAGAAAAAUUUGCUCAAAACAUCCAUCGAUUAUUGCUGCAGGAAAAAGUUGACGUCAGAGAAGUGUAUGCAUUACCGACCGAACAUAUAGCAGUGAAGCAGGUUGGCCAAAAAUUGACAAAAGAAGUGCAGCAAAUGGACAGAGUUGCCGAGCUACCGGUACAUGCCAGAGUUCUACAGAUUCAAGGCCUGCAGUCUACCUUGGCACCUAUUUUAUUGCAAACGAUUGCUUGCGAUAUUCCUCCAGGUGUCAAGCUUACGGUUAAUAAGCACACUGAAGAAGAUUGUUUGAAGAGAUAUAAACCAAAUAAAGAGCUGGAAGCUGAAAAGCUUAAUCUUUCUAAACUUCUGGCCGCACGUUAACAUCAAAUGAAUACUCUUUUAUUAAGUCUCAUCUUGAGAAAUGUGCUAAGAAUUUGAGUUCAAAUAUCUUUCCUGCUCUGUUUUAACAGAUGACGUUCGUCUCACAGAUGAUGUUGAGUCGCCUGUUGUUUUAGCAGCUCUGUAACAUGAAAUUUUUUGUUUAAUAAUAAAUAAUGUUGAGUCUA